Cucurbitaria berberidis CBS 394.84 is the source of this 2361-nucleotide messenger RNA. RefSeq lists its product as uncharacterized. Bases 1 to 2361 code for a protein of 786 amino acids. Gene Ontology annotation, molecular function: O-methyltransferase activity. The record is from RefSeq and is a predicted model, not a curated record. The transcript is spliced from 4 exons. Lineage: Eukaryota; Fungi; Ascomycota; Dothideomycetes; Pleosporales; Cucurbitariaceae.
AUGGGUACAUUCGAUCAGAGCAAAGCGUACGCAGUUCAGGAGGAAGAGGGUGCUUUCUUUGACGAUGGAAGAGAGAUUGAGCUUCUUCACUUUGUGUACUCGCACCCGAACAUCGAGAAGAUACGUGGCUCGCCUGCCCACGUUCUCGCUGCGAUUGACGAGUAUGGGCGAACAAAAAAGUAUUUGAUGAAUGUAGGAGAGGACAAGGGUCGAAUUGUUACAGGCUUGAUUGCGGAAGUCAAGCCAAACAUAAUGGUCGAGCUCGGCGGCUACGUAGGCUACUCUUGCAUCCUCUUCGGCGAUGCAGUACGCAAAUCCGGCGGCGAGCGAUAUUUCAGCUUAGAGCGCGAUCCUGCAUUUGCCGCGGUCAUCAUGUCUCUAGUCGAACUCGCAGGCCUCUCAGAUAUCGUCAAAGUAGUUGUUGGAUCAAGCGACGAGAGCAUUGCACGACUAGCCUCGUCAGGCCAACUAAAGCGUAUCGAUCUCAUGUUCCUAGAUCACUACAAACCCGCAUACACGACUGAUCUGAAGCUUUGUGAAGAGCUCGGCCUGGUAACAAAGGGUUCAGUACUGGCGGCUGAUAAUGUUAUCAAGCCUGGCAACCCGCCGUAUCUCAAGUACGUCCGGGCCAGCGUCGAGGACAAAGUGAAGGAAGCGGGCGAGGGCGGUGCGACCAAUCUCAAUGGCAUUGCUGAGACGAACGUCAAAAUGUACGAGAAAAGAUACGGGAAGGCCAAGUUCAGCGAGAGCAAGGGCAACCCGAAUCUGAAGUACGAGAGCAAGCUGGUGAACAGCUACGAGCCAACAGGUGUUCCUAAUGGCCGCGUGCCAUUCUACCAUCGCCAUGUGUGGAAGAAUGUCUUACUGCUGGUUUUGAGCUUGAUUUCCGCGCCCAUUUCGGCGGCAGUGGUAUUCAUCAGUCUAGCGGUGUCGAAACUUCACGGACAACGCACGGCGACUUUCUUGAAAGAGCACAAGCAACAUGGAGCAGCAAUACAACAACGGAGAACGAUUCUCAUAACUGGAGUGUCUAUGACCAAAGGCCUCACCAUCGCGCGCAAUUUGUCCCAGCAUACGCCCCACCGCAUCAUCGGCGCCGAUAUCUCUGCUCUAUCACCAGGUCGCUUCUCCUCUGCUAUUUCCAGAUACUACCGCCUGGAUGCCCCAAGUGGUGACGAUGCGGAACCGUAUAUUGACUCUAUCCUUGCCAUUAUGCGGACUGAGAAAGUGGACCUGUGGAUAUCCUGCUCAAGCGUUGUAGCUGCCGUGGAAGAUGGCCAGGUCGUCCGACUAGCAGAAAAGCAAGCAAAAGAGCAAGGAAGACGGUUCGAAGCCAUUCAGUUCCGCGAAGAUGUCGUGCAGAAAUUCCACGAAAAGGACAAAUUCAUCGACUACAUCGAUUCGCUCAACCUCACUACCCCGGAGUCACUUCGCUGCACGUCACCGUAUGAAGCGCUAGACGUCCUCAUGCGGGAACUACACACCAAUUCACCGAGGUCUCGCAGGAAGCAAAAUGGGAAACAGAUCGUGGUAAAGAAGUACAUCAUGAAGCCCAUCGGCGUAGACGACAAAGCACGCGACAAUAUGAUGACACUCCUCCCUUUCUCGACUGUAGAUGCAACCACGAGGUACAUCCGCAGUCUCAACAUCAGCAAAUCCAACCCUUUCCAACUGCAGCAGUUCAUCAAAGGCAAAGAAUACUGCACACACGCGCUCGUCAUCCGCGGAAAAGUCAAAGCGUUCACGUGCUGUCCGAGUCUAGAGCUCCUCAUGCAUUACGAGCCUCUCCCUCCUUCCUCAAGCCUAAGCCAGGCGAUGUUGAAGUUCACCGAACGCGUCUGCAGAGAUGGAGGGGAGUCAUUCAGCGGACACUUGAGCUUCGAUUUCUUCGUGGAAGAUGGGAAGAAGGACGGCGCAGAAGUGAAGUUAUAUCCCAUUGAAAGCAAUCCGCGAGCGCAUACCGCAGUGGUGCUCUUCGAACAGACACCAGAACUGGCAGACGCAUAUUUGUCCAUUUUCAACCGCUCCAGUACCGCAAACAAGUAUAGCUCCACGCCAGUCUUCCCGCGUGCACCGACGUACAGCUACUACUGGAUCGGCCACGACGUCGUCUCGUACUGUAUCCUUCCUAUUCUAGACGUCUUGUUCGGCCGUGGAUCAUGGCGGAAUGUCGUAAAUGGACUGUCGGUGCUAUGGACUCAUCUCGUGUACUGGAAGGAUGCCACAUUGUCGCUCGAUGAUCCUUGGCCGUUCUUCGUGCUGUAUCAUGUAUACUGGCCAGCGCGGUUUGUGGAGGCACUGAGGAGGGGGAAGGCGUGGAGUCGUAUCAACGUCAGUACGACGAAAGUGUUCGAGGGGUAA